UUUUUCUUAUUACAUAAAUUAAGUGGAAGGAAAAGACGUGUGGUAUAUCAUAUAUAUUUUUGAUGAUGAUGCAGACAGAUUGACCAUUAUAUGUGCAUUUUCAACACACAUUUUCUCUGCCCAUCUCCUCUUUUUCCUCUGCCUUUUAUACGGAGCUGUAGUGUGUGUGUGUGUGUGAGCUUUUGAGCUGAAGAUUCUUGGUGAAGGAGUGUUAUAGAAAGUCUUGAGGUUUUCUUCAUCUGGGCUGUUGAGAUUUUCUUGGAAAAUGGCUAAAAAUGGAGUGUUUUCUAGAUUGAGGAGGUUGGAGAAGGGUGAAGGGGUGGAUGAUUUGUCAGCAUAUAGUGAUACCCAUCAUGAGGUUCAUGUUCUUGCUGUGGAUGACAGUCUUGUUGAUAGAAAAGUCAUUGAGAGAUUGCUCAAGAUCACUUGUUGCAAAGUGACAGCAGUGGAUAGUGGGAUGAGGGCUUUGCAGUUCUUGGGAUUGGAUGAGGAGGAAACUUCUGUUGGUUUUGAUGAUGGUUUAAAGGUAGAUCUGAUCAUUACAGACUAUUGCAUGCCUGGAAUGACUGGCUAUGAAUUGUUGAAAAAGAUCAAGGGUUCAUCUACUUUCAGAGAAAUCCCAGUUGUGAUCAUGUCAUCCGAGAACAUUUUAGCUAGGAUUGACAGAUGUUUGGAAGAAGGAGCUGAAGAUUUCAUAGUAAAGCCUGUGAAAUUGUCGGACGUUAAACGACUGAAGAGCUGUAUGUUCGGUGAAGGUCGAAUGCAGAGACAAGAUGGAGGAGGUUUCAACAAGAGGAAAUUACAAGACAACUCCGACUUUUCACUCUCAUCCUCAUCCUCACCAGACAACGCAUCCUCAAGUCCAUCGCCACCGUCCAUUUCAUCCCCAUGUUCGCCAAGAUCAUUUUUGUCCUUGCCAUCCAGACCGUGCUCCCCUCCGUCCCUAGAUUCUCCCACGAGACGGUUCAAAACAAGCAACGACAAGUAAAAACCUGUCCAAGAAACACAGUUUUUGAGUCCCUUGUUCCCUUCCUAUCGGACGAGCCAGUCAGCCAGCCAAUCGGCCCAUCGGCAAGUCCCGAUUUUUUGGCCCUACAGAUGGUUCUUGAUCCAACCACAGCACCAAGUCCAAGUCCCACAGAGAAUGUGAAUACAAAGUCAAAAAUUCAUUAGCCUAUUAAUUUUUUUUUUGAUCUUGUUGAUACAUGACUUUUUGUCAUCAUGAUUGUGGCUGAGAUAUGGUAAUUAAAGAAAAUCUUUGAUGACAGAUCCAUUGUGGUUGGAAUUGGAGAUAUGCGGAUUUAGAUUGAUUUGAUUCGGA
Messenger RNA from Sesamum indicum (sesame), 1321 nucleotides. Its product is annotated as two-component response regulator ARR17. The record is from RefSeq and is a predicted model, not a curated record. Gene Ontology annotation, biological process: cytokinin-activated signaling pathway; phosphorelay signal transduction system. Lineage: Eukaryota; Viridiplantae; Streptophyta; Magnoliopsida; Lamiales; Pedaliaceae.